This is a messenger RNA of Dacryopinax primogenitus, 1302 nucleotides long. RefSeq names its product FAD dependent oxidoreductase. The transcript is spliced from 5 exons. Bases 1 to 1293 code for a protein of 430 amino acids. Gene Ontology annotation, molecular function: sarcosine oxidase activity; proline dehydrogenase activity; flavin adenine dinucleotide binding. NCBI's taxonomy places the organism in Eukaryota, Fungi, Basidiomycota, Dacrymycetes, Dacrymycetales, Dacrymycetaceae. The record is from RefSeq and is a predicted model, not a curated record.
AUGCUUUCUAAAGAGGUUAUCAUCAUUGGUUCUGGUGCUUUUGGGCUCUCUACCGCCUAUCACCUCCUCAAGACUGGUCGCUACAGAGUAACCGUUCUCGAGCGGGCUCCAGCCGGCCUUGCGGUGGAUGCCGCAAGCACGGAUAUCAACAAGAUCGUACGGAGUGACUACUCCGAUAUGUUCUAUGCCCGACUGGCAAAGGAAGCUAUUGAGGAGUGGAGGAAGCCGGAGUGGAAGGGGACGUACCAUGAGUGCGGCGUUAUAGUGCUCGGGGACGAUUCGGCAACCGGCUCCUAUUCGAACGCAUCUUUGGAGAACUGUGAAACGCUGGGCUCCAGGAUUGAGCGUUUGAAGGACUUGUCCGCAAUCACUGGGGUGUUCCCUUCCGGAAUAUCGACUGGAAAUAUCCCUGCCACCAACGUGUAUAUAAACCGCGAUGGGGGCUGGGCUGCGGCAAGUGAAGCGGUUGCUGUCGUAGCUGAUAAAGUCCGGGAGCUUGGUGGGUCAAUUAUCAGCGGCGCUAAGGUUAAGACGCUGCAUGAGGAUGCGAGCGGCAAGGUCGAUGGUGUUAUUCUCGUGUCUGGGCAAGCCAUGCUCGCCGACCUGGUCAUCGCCGCUGCUGGUUCCUGGACACCUUCCCUUCUUCCUGGAUACGGUGCUGCUGAGCGGAUGGUUGCAACAGGGCAGAGCGUCGCAACCAUUCAACUCACUGCAGAGGAAGCCGAACUUUAUCGCAAUGUACCAGUGGUGCUUGACUUUGCCUCUGGGUGGUACGGAUUCCCGCCAAACAAGGACAACAUCAUGAAAUGCGCUAUACACCACGCAGGAUACACCAACCCGCAAGAAAGUGCUCUGCCUGGUGCAGCACCCGUAUCCACACCCCGAACCGUGGUAGAUGGUGGCAUUGAGGGCAAAGCAAUAACAAGGACAAUGAUCAAAGAGUUGCGGCAACAGGUCAAGGCAAUGUACCCGGACCUCGGGAAGAAACCGCUCAAUUCCACAAGGAUGUGCUGGUACACCGAUACCCCGGACUCUGACUGGAUAUUCGAUUUCCAUCCGGAUCAUUCAAAGUUGUUAUUUGCCACUGGUGGAUCAGGUCAUGCAUUCAAGUUUUUGCCUACCUUGGGACGUUUUGCACUGGGUCGCAUAGAAGGGACAUUGGACGAGGAAACGGCCGAACGGUUCGCAUGGGCGAAAGCGGCAGGCAAACUAGACAUGUCGCGUAUUCAUCAAGAGACGAAGAUUCUAGUCGUUGAAGAGUUGGCAGACCCAACUGGCCUAAGCGGUUGUUAGGGAGCGUGU